AUGGGGUUGGGAGCUCAAGCUUUUAGUGGGGCUAUGAAUGCGGUCAAUUCGAAAUCGAAGGCUAGGAGAAAAAUCCUUUAUGAAGAAGAUUAUGAUGAUGUGGCUGGGGAAAAUGGAUGCUGGAGGUUCAGACUUUUCGGGAGGUGUAUGGCCACGAAGACGAAAGCCGAUAGCUCUAUUAGUGGGUCGAGCACCGAGUAUGCGGAAAGCAAAUUCACAAACGACACAAGUGGUGACCAACCAGUGGCUCCAGUUAUGUUGUCAUCUUCAACUAACAGCAACGGAGAAAGUGUCCCCUCGACACCUAAGAUCGAAGAGGAAUUAAAAAUAUCUUCACUGCUUCGAAAAUUCACUUAUAAUGAUCUGAAAAUUUCUACGAGGAAUUUUAGGCCCGAUAAUCUACUCGGAGAGGGCGGAUUUGGCUGUGUUUUUAAAGGCUGGAUUAACGAAAAUGGUAGCACGCCAGUUAAACCCGGCACAGGACUUACAGUUGCAGUAAAAACACUCAAUCACGAUGGACUUCAAGGACAUAAAGAGUGGCUAGCAGAAAUAAAUUAUCUUGGCGAGCUCAUUCAUCCGCAUUUGGUCAAAUUGAUCGGCUAUUGCAUAGAGGAUGACCAAAGACUCCUAGUUUAUGAGUUCUUAUCUAGAGGAAGCUUGGAGAAUCACUUGUUCAAGAGAUCACUGCCUCUCCCUUGGUCUAUACGAAUGAAAAUUGCACUGAAUGCGGCAAAAGGUCUCGCUUUUCUUCACGAGGAGGCUAAAAGACCAGUCAUAUAUCGAGAUUUCAAAACGUCGAAUAUUUUGCUUGAUGCGGAUUAUAAUGCAAAGCUUUCCGAUUUCGGCCUUGCUAAGGAUGCCCCUGAAGGUGACAAAACGCACGUCUCGACUCGCGUGAUGGGAACAUACGGCUACGCUGCGCCUGAGUAUGUAAUGACUGGUCACCUGACAGCUAAGAGUGACGUGUACAGUUUCGGCGUGGUGCUCCUCGAACUACUAACCGGGCGAAGGUCCAUGGACAAAACCCGGCCCAUUAGCGAACAGAAUCUCGUGGAGUGGGCCCGGCCCUACUUGGCGGAGAGGCGAAGAUUCUACCGGCUGAUCGACCCGCUUCUCGAGGGCCGGUUCUCGAUCCGUGGGGCCCAGCAGGCUGUCCAGCUGGCGGCCAGGUGUCUUGCCCGGGACGCGAAAAUCAGGCCUGCAAUGAGUGAAGUUGUGGAGGCAAUCGAGCCGCUGAUCAACCUGAAGGACAUGGCUUGCUCGAGUUCGCAUUUCCAAGCAAUGAACGCGGCUGCUCGGUCGGGUUUGAGUCCCGCGGGUAAAAAUGGAAAUAAGCUGCAGACGAGCAGAAGCCCGUCAAUGCACAAAAGACGAGGAUCAUCAUCGUCGUUUAAUAAUAUUCAGGCCAUUCAGUCGCCCAUGGCUCAACCUCUGCAAUCGCCCGUGGCUAAAAAUCUUUGA
Molecule: messenger RNA, 1461 nt
Organism: Striga hermonthica
Lineage: Eukaryota; Viridiplantae; Streptophyta; Magnoliopsida; Lamiales; Orobanchaceae
Source: the annotation of a GenBank genome assembly